Lepisosteus oculatus (spotted gar) is the source of this 7315-nucleotide messenger RNA. RefSeq names its product protein tyrosine phosphatase receptor type O (gene ptpro). Gene Ontology annotation, cellular component: glutamatergic synapse; plasma membrane; GABA-ergic synapse. Lineage: Eukaryota; Metazoa; Chordata; Actinopteri; Semionotiformes; Lepisosteidae. Gene Ontology annotation, molecular function: cadherin binding; protein tyrosine phosphatase activity; Wnt-protein binding. The record is from RefSeq and is a predicted model, not a curated record. Gene Ontology annotation, biological process: negative regulation of canonical Wnt signaling pathway; axon guidance; regulation of glomerular filtration.
UGUGAUGGGAGAUGCUGGUUUCUCUGUUCAUCUCAUAAAGCAGUGUAGGGAUUGUAGCUUUGCAUCUCCGACGUAAAGUAUUCUUCUUAACUGAUGGCGAUUUUACUGUCUACUGAGAUCAGAACUUCUUUGGUGUUUUGAAAACAGCUUUAAGCGGCGCUCUAACAAAGGUGAAAUUUAGGGAGAGAACAUCACUGUGCGCCUUAGGUUAGGUGAAAGGGAAGCAAUGCCAGCGAUCUGAUGCUGCAGAAAAUUCGCCAUUGUUUCGACGAGAAGCCGAUUUAUCAUUACUUAGAUUUAUAGUUACCUUUUCAAUGUUUUGCCAAGUGGCUAACAGGAUCUCCAUUUUCAUGCUGCCUUGUAUCAUAUGCCUCAUUUUCAGCAUCCAGGCCACUGUGUCUUUUCUAGUCCGUGUCAGAGAUGGCAACAUUAUCGUGAUGUCUUUGGAGCCUACAGACCUAACUGAAAAUGCAGUGACCUAUGUGGUAAAGGUCACUGGAGAGACCAAGCCUUAUUUCCUUGAGUUUAAGAAUCUCAGCGACGCAUUGCCUGCUCCUGUAGUCUUUAAUGCCAGCUACCACGGCCUCUGCUAUGUCAUGACCCUCAUGAUGAAGAACACCAAGGUGGAAUUAAAACCGGUCAAGUCUGUCACUGUCCUGACAAACCCUCUUCCAGUGAACAGUGUGUUUAUUCAUGACUAUCAGCCCUCCCCUGAGACUAGCGUAGUCUUUGAGAUCAAGUGUGCAGAGAAAUACAAUGUUUUUACAAGAGUAAACAUAAGUUACUUGGAAGGAAGAGAGCAGCGCUCUAUGCUGUACAAAGAUUUUUUUAGGGGAAAAACCAUUUUCAAGCACUGGCUGCCUGGAAUGUGCUACAGCAACAUCACUUUCCAGCUGAUGUCUGAAGCCACUGUCAACAAGACCACCCUUGUUCAAUACAGUGGUGUGGGUCACGAACCCAAACAGCACAGAACAGUACCAAAUCCCCCCAACAAUGUCACCCUGCAGAUAGUGCAGUUUGGCAGGGGCAGCAUGUCAGAAAGGGCUCACAGCAGAUCUCACACCAGGAAAGUCAGGGAAGAGGUCAGACUGCUGGAGGAGGAAGAACAAGAUGAAAACAAGGAGGAGCUUAUGAGAGACGAUGAGAUUGAGACCAGCCAGCGGCCCCGUAACCUUACACAGAACCUGAAUGAUUCCUACAGUUGGGUGGACUAUAGCUACAGUAAUGGUACAGACUAUGAAACCACCACUCAACCCUACUGGCCACAUGUGGGUACAACAGCCUCCAGUGAUGAGGAUGAGUUUGUCAACCAGGUGGUACCGGAGUACGAUGAUCAGAAUGAGCUGGGCUCUGCUGGGGACUUGCCCUUACCCUUUAUACCCUCGGUCAGACUCCCCCCCCUGCUACUGGAGCUCCACUGGCUGCCCCCUCACCCUCCCACUGCUUUUGAUGGCUUCAACAUCUCCAUCUACAGGGAUGGAAAUUCUACAGAAAUGGCUACUGUAGAUGAAAACGUUCAUGAGUUUUUUGCUGAGUUGACAGAACCUGGGACAUAUGUAGUCUCUGUCACGACAUUCAGCUCAUCUGGAGACUGUGAACCCCGGGAAAGCACAAGUCACAACAGCUUCACUUUUUAUCUCAGUCCUAAUGGUGAGUGGUUUGAAGAGUUGAAGGAGAAGCCUCAGGAUAUCAAUGUUAGGAUACUAAGUUCCAGCGCAGCUGAGGUAUCCUGGGUUCCAUCCGCAGAGAGCCACAACACCACCCUGGUGACAGUGAUCUCACUCACUUGCCACAAGCCCAACCUGAACCAGAGGAUGGAGAGCAGAUACUGCAGUGAAGUAAGCACAGCUCCCAGUCAGGAAAACUCCACCAGUAACAUCAUCACAAACCUGACUCCUGGCGCUCAGUAUAAGGUGGUUGUCCGUCAUGUGAAUGGCCCACUGAUGGGUCCAGCAUCAGAUCCAGUUGUAUUUGAAAUAGAGCCCACAGGAGUUAGGGACCUGGUGCUUUAUCCCCUGAGUCCAACAACAGUGAUCCUUAGCUGGAGACGGCCUUACCAUGUGGCAUUCCGGAAGUAUGUGGUGGAAAUGUUCUUCUUCAACCCAGUGACCUUGACUUCAGAGUGGACCACGUACUAUGAGAUCGCAGCUACCCAUUCCCUCACAUCCACUGUGCGAGUGACUGACCUGCUGCCUGCCUGGUACUACAACUUCCGCGUUACCAUGGUAACCUGGGGAGAACCAGAACUCAGUUGCUGUGACAGUUCCACUGUGAGCUUCAUAACAGCUCCCGAAGCUCCGCACAUUUCCUCGGUUGAUUAUUCCAACAGCAUGCUGUACAUCAGGUGGACAUAUGGUGACGUUUUCACAGACCUGUCGCAUUCCAGAAUGCUCCACUGGCUGGUUGUCGCAGAAGGCAAUAAGGGUGUCAAAAAGAGCAUAUCAUCUGAUGUGACCCGGACUGUAAUGAAAGCAGUGCUAAGUUUACCCCCAGGAGACAUCUACAACCUAACUGUCACAGCCUGCACAGAGCGCAGCAAGAACACAUCUGCACCACACAUCGUUAAAGUGGAGCCUGCACCUCCAAAGUCUUUAUAUGCCGUGAAUGCAACUCAGACCUCAGUCACUCUCCUGUGGGUAGAGGAAGGAGUAGUGGAUUUCUACCAGGUUUACUGUAAGCAAGUUGGUUCAAGUAGAGAGCUGAAGGAAAAGGAAGCCCAGACAGUGAACUCUCAUGUGGUGACCAUAUCCAGUCUACUGCCCUCCACUGCUUAUAACUGCAGCGUCACUAGCUACAGCCAUAACACACCCAGCGAGCCCACGUUCAUCGCUGUCUCCACACGGGUGACAGAGAUGAAUCCUAACGUGGUAGUGAUCUCAGUCCUGGCCAUUCUGAGUAUUGUCCUGAUCAGCCUCCUACUGUUCAUCCUCAUUAUGCUCAGGAAGAAGCACCUUCAGAUGGCCAGAGAGUGUGGUGCUGGAACAUUUGUGAACUUUGCCUCAUUUGAAAGAGAUGGAAAGCUGCCUUAUAACUGGCGAAGGAGCAUUUUUGCCCUCCUUACACUUCUACCAUCCUGCCUUUGGACUGAUUAUCUUUUGGCUUUUUAUUUUAAUCCUUGGGGCAACACUGCGUUGAAGAAAAAGAAGCUAACAAACCCUGUCCAAUUAGACGAUUUUGAUGCAUAUGUCAAAGAUAUGAGCAAGGACUCUGCUUACAAAUUCUCUCUGCAGUUUGAGGAUCUCAAAAGUGUAGGACUUGACAUCUCCCAUGAAGCAGCUGAUUUGCCAGUGAACAGAGCAAAAAACCGCUAUACAAAUAUCCUGCCUUAUGACUUUAGCAGAGUGAAACUAAUAUCUAUGCACAACGAUGAAGGAUCCGAUUACAUCAAUGCAAAUUAUAUACCAGGUUACAGGUCUCCACGUGAAUAUAUUGCAACACAGGGGCCACUGCCAGAGACAAAGAAUGACUUCUGGAAGAUGGUCCUGCAGCAGAAAUCCCACAUCAUUGUCAUGCUGACACAGUGCAAUGAACGGAGAAGAGUUAAAUGUGACCAUUACUGGCCAUUUACAGAGGAACCUGUUACUUAUGGAGAAAUCACUGUUGAAAUCACCUCUGAAAAGGAAGCCACUGAAUGGACUGUGAGAAAUUUUAGACUUGGCUAUGCUGAUGAGACACAAGACGUCUUGCAUUUAAAUUAUACAUCCUGGCCUGAUCACGGAGUUCCAACAGUCAAUGCUGCUGAGAGCAUUCUGCAGUUUGUGCAAAUUGUCAGGCAUCGAGCAGCAAGGAGUAAAGGACCCAUAAUAGUGCACUGCAGUGCUGGUGUGGGACGAACAGGAACUUUCAUAGCUCUAGAUCGUCUAAUGCAGCACAUACAAGAACAUGAGUAUGUAGAUAUUCUGGGACUUGUGUCAGAGAUGCGAUCUCACAGACUCUCAAUGGUCCAAACAGAGGAGCAGUAUAUUUUCAUCCAUCAGUGUGUUCAGCUGAUGUGGAAAAAGAAGAAGCAGCAGAUCAGUGCUGGUGACAUCAUAUAUGAGAAUGUCAGCAAAUCCUAAAUGUGGUAUCUUACAGCAUUUAAAUGGUUCACCUGCCUUCCCUUGCUUCAGGCUUUACUGUUCGCUUUCAGCCAAGAAAGGUUUUUUUGUUCCAACUGCCAUUAAUGCCAAAAACAAGAAACCAACAACAAAGAGACAAGAGACUUUUUGUUUGGAGUUGUGGAAGCACUGGAAGGAGCUUUGCCUUAAAGAACCUGACUUGACCAUGUUGUACUCGUCCCGCUCCUCCUGUUCUCCUCAGUGCUGGACCAAAUAGUUGCCUACAAGGAAGAGAACGAUGAUCAAGAUGGUCAACAACUCACCACUUGUUUAGCGCAACACCUGCCCUUCCAGUAGUAGUGACGUUGCCUUCAUCUUCUGAAAAUCAAAAAGGGCAAUAAGUUAUCUCUUUACAUACAAGUUGAAUAGGAAGUGAUUACUGUUAAGGAGGUUUGUUUAGUAGUAUGAACAGAUUAUAAUUAGUUACCUUAUCUCAGGAUUAGUUUAACAAUUUUAAAAUGUAGUUUCUAGGUUGUAAUAUGAUCAUUUAAACAAUAUGGAUGACCUUUUCACACAUUAACCUAAUUUCACAAACUAGGUUUAGUAGUCACAUAUUUUGUGAUACAGUAUACUGUCAUUGUACAAUGGAGUGGGAUGCUUAGUGUGACAUGAACAGGCGAAGGAAUAACACUGCCACCGAAGUAUAGUGGAAACUUAUAUUCCAUAAGGCACAGCAACAUGUACUGUAUAGAUACUGUAAGAAUUAUAUAAUGUUGUAGAUAGUCUGGGAUAUUGAUGGUGCACUUAGUCUCCUCGAGAAGCUAAACAGUUAUGUCUGUUGCCAAAUUGCCUUGUCAGUUGCAUAGCAUGACGACUGCAUUGGUGUGCCAAAUAUAGUUUGACAUGAACGACAAACAAAUGAACAUAGUUCAGUAUAACUCGCAUGUUCAGAAUCUGUGGCAAGUAAACUUUUGAUUUGGCAGGUUUUACAUGUCAAAAGAUCAACUGGAAAGGAUGCUGGAUAGGCGGAACUAAGCAACUGUUUAAAUUAAAGCUACAUUCUCCCAAGCUGAACUGGGAUACCAGUGAGAAUAUGUUUAAUUCUACUGAGCAUCUGUGUUUUUCUCUGUGUAUGUUUUGGAGUUCUUGGGAUUUAUCGUAUGUUGUUGAUGUGAAUCUAGAGACACCCAUGUAUACCUUUAAAAGUUCGGUUUACACUAUUUCUGGUGCUUUUGGGACAAAGAACUAGCAGGACAGAAAGCACUGCAGCAUUUUAGGUCUCUUCAGAUGGUGUCUUACUACUAGGAUAUGCACGCACAAACAACACUACUCUAAAAAUGAAUCAUUUAAACGUAUAAAAUAUUAAGUUUUCUUAUUUUACAGGCCCUUUCCGUACUUUGCUGUGUGAAAGAAGGCAGAUUGAGAGUGCGUGUUCCUCUUAUGUAUCAAUGAAGCCAACAGCAGAUGUGGCUAAUGUCAUUUUGGAGAGCCUCAAGGGCUUACAAACAGUGGUUGGCAGAUAAAUAAAACACCAACAGGAAGCACAGCAAUAUUUUGCUGGACCAAAGGGACAGAGUACAUAUUUAGAGAAGGAGAAAAAAGUUAAGACUUGGGAAAAAUUACUCAAUUCAUCAUUGGCUGGAAGAUAUGUUUGUAGUACUAAUAAACGAGCCAGCUCAUAAAAGAAAGCCCAUAAAGUAAUUAGGAUGAUAAUGCCACUGUACACGGAGGCAGAAUUGCAAAAGGCCCUGGACCAUCACGUCAGACAUAUUUCAGAGCUACCUAGACUGUGCCAUUUUCUGGUGGUCACAUCUGUCCACAGACAUCAGACAAGUGGGCAUCUUGUAUCACUGCUCCCCCAAGUGGGAGCAGCUGCUGGCCAUAAGCUUAUAAGAGCAUUCCCAAGCUGCUGUAAGAGAUGAGAAGUGAGCCAAAUUCCUGGUGCUUUGAGUCCCUCUAGCAGUGACUUAGCAAAUAUUGUGUGUCACAAUAUUCACCCUAUAGUAGUUUAGAUUGCUGCUCAAUCCCAUUAGCAUUCAGCAAUUUGUGCAAGGCAGGUAUCAUCAUUGUCUGUGGUGAAAGUGGGAGAUAUACAUACAGAAGUGAAACUGAUGUUUUACCUGAAGGAAAAUGGGAAAGUGAAACCACAUGAUGAGAGUACAGAACCCCUCCAGAAAGUGAAAAUGUUUCAUACCUCCUGCCACAUGGAUGCCCUGUCCAUGAAAAAUGCUAUUGCUUGAAGUGGUGCUGAUCUCUGAACUCCACUCGCCUUUUCAGUUCUUGUUCAUAGUACACACGCCAGGGCAUACUGUUUUUUUUUAGUUAUGGGCCACUUUGGGAUUUUCUAGCACAGCCUUUCUUAAUAUCCGCUAUAAGCCAGGUGCACAACACCCAUUUCUCAUAACUUUUUAAACCUCUGUGGUACUGUUCAUGCUUUAAAAUGCCCCUUGUAAUCUUUCUAAUGCAAUUAUUACAUAAAGCAGCAUGGAAUAGUUGUUAGACCUCUGUAACUACUAGAUUACUAGGUAGCUCUUCAGUUUGAAUGCUGUUGCUGUAUUCUUGAGUGAUGUACAGAGUUUAGCUAUAUGAAUGGGUUGCAGCAUUGCUAGGGGUUUACCUACAAAACUAGAAACAUUGGUUUAAAAUCCUGAAUAACCCCAGCCCUAAUUAGUUUUGUUGAGGAUAUUUAAUUUUUAACCAGUAUAAAAUACAGAAAUAUAGGCUUAAAAAAUGUUAUCAUUUUUUAUUGCCUGUAUGAGCAGUUUUACAUGAUCUAUUAUCUGAAACUAUCCUAUAAAUUAUCAUUCACCUCUCAAAACAGAGAAAGAUAAAUAUGAAUUCUCUGGAGAUACACAGCAAAAAGGCUGUUUUGGAGUGCUGUCUUGACUUUUUGUCCUUCAGGUCUGGUAUUAUUUAUGGUGUCUGGAUAAAGAAUGCUAAAAAAUGUCAGAUGCUAAUGUUAAACUGAAAGAUUGUACUGUAGGCAUUUCUUCCCACUGUUUAUGUGUAAUUUCUUCUGGGUCGAGAAUUCAGUGGUGCUUAAGAAACAUCCAUUUGUUUACUCAGACCAUAAAGAGAGAUAGCUGUAUACUGUACAGGUAGGUACACUUUUCACAGUUCUCCCUACUCGUGUGUCAGAUUCCAACUGUAUUUGUUGUUGGUGCCAUUCUUGUGCAUUUUGUCACUGGAAAGAUAUCUACUGCUUUAAACAGUAGAAAUGGUUGCUUUUCACAAAGUUUUAACGUGUUCUUUAAAAAAAAAUAAACGUUUGAAUAUCA